CCGAAAUCUGGUUAACCACGACCAUCUGGGUGCGCUUGACUUCAGAAUCUGAUCUUGCGAUCGUUGGUAAUGCAAAGCGUAUGGCUGGUGCUGAUGGUGCGGCUAAUGGCUAACACGUGGACAUUUUCGAUGUUUUCGUAGCUCGAUAUCGUCGCGUUGCCGUGCGUCUGGCCAGAAGCAUUUUAGUCGAAAUUGAGCGCUGGAGCUGCAAGCGUCAUCGAGCAUACAACGGGAGCAGUGAUGGCAGAUUUCACGAUCAACAAGCCUAGCAAUGGCUUGCUAACGGUCGCCACUUGUUUCUGUAUAAGACUGUCAGUCGUUGCACCACUCUGAGGUUCUCCACAACAAACACACACCUCUACAACUUCAAAAUGACACACCAGACAAAUGACAACCACCUCAACGGCAACAGCUACCCCAAAGGAAUGGAGUCCAAUGGUUCCGCUGCGCAUGUCCCCGAUGGCAAGAACGAGCCACUCCUGCUCCAGGACUUCCACCUCGUCGAUCUCCUGUCGCAUUUCGACCGCGAGCGUAUUGCUAAGCGUGUAGUUCAUGCCAAGGGUGCCGGUGCGCACGGUUACUACACCACCACAGACUUUUUGGAAGAUCUCUGCUUGGCGGGCAUCUUCAAGCAGGGUAAGGCUUGCCCCAUCACAGUUCGGUUCUCGACUUUCAGGACUGAUGAGGGUAAUUGGGACGUUGUUGCCAACAACACGCCUGUCUUCUUCCUGAUAGGUCCUGCCAAGUUCUCCCAUUUCAUUCACACACAGAAGCGCCACCCGUCGACCCAUCUGACACACGCCGAUGACUCGCCCAACUUCUGGCACUACGCAUCAAAGAACCCUGAAUCUGUUCAUCAGUUCAUGAUCCUCUUCGGCAACCGCGAUAUUCCUGAUGGCAAGGGUGAGUGGGUGUACAUGCAGCUUCACUUCAAGUCGAAGCAGAGCACUGGGUUCAUCACCCAGCAGGACUCUGCCAACUAUUCCCCAGACUACUCCACGAAUGACUACUUGUACCAGGCCAUCGAGAAGGGUGAUCACCCCGGGUGGGACAAGAUCAACGUAUUCGACCUGACACACGUCUGGCCGCAGGACCAAUUCAAGCUCCGCAAGAUCGGAGAGUUCUUCCUGAACGAGAACCCCAAAAACUACUUCGCGGAGGUUGAACAGGUCGCCUUCCAUCCUGCGCACUUAGUCCCGAGUAUCGAGCCAUCAGCCGAUCCUCAUGACGGACAGAUGGCCUUCCACAGCCAGGGGUCAAGGCCCAACUACCUCUCCUCGAUCCAGCUCAUCCAGUUCAAGAAGAGAUCCGUUGAGUUGAACAAGGUGGACAAUAACUUCCAGGGCGAUGCCAUUACCUUCUUGCCUGAGAUCAAGCCUGGAGACUUCAACGCGCCGCGCAAGCUGUGGGAGAAGGUGUUCGAUGACGGUGCUGAGGAGCGCUUCAUCAAGAACAUCUCUGGCCACAUGGCGACCUGCGCAUAUGAGGAGAUCAUCAAGAGGGUCAUUUGCAUCUUCAGGGGGGUAUCGGACGACAUCGCUACUCGUUUGGAGAAGGCUACCGGCGAGAAGGGCUACGACAGCAUCUCGAACUUGCAGUUCAACGGCUCCUUUAGCCGUAUGACAAAGGACGAGACGAAGGCGGCAGCAAACGGAAAGGAGAAGAAGUUUCACGAGAGAAACGGUGCACCCACCAAGGCAUGA
This is a messenger RNA of Macroventuria anomochaeta, 1703 nucleotides long. Its product is annotated as heme-dependent catalase. Lineage: Eukaryota; Fungi; Ascomycota; Dothideomycetes; Pleosporales; Didymellaceae. The transcript has 7 exons. Gene Ontology annotation, molecular function: catalase activity; heme binding. Bases 372 to 1703 code for a protein of 443 amino acids. The record is from RefSeq and is a predicted model, not a curated record. Gene Ontology annotation, cellular component: cytoplasm; mitochondrion; peroxisome. Gene Ontology annotation, biological process: response to hydrogen peroxide; hydrogen peroxide catabolic process.